Messenger RNA from Rhipicephalus sanguineus (brown dog tick), 672 nucleotides. RefSeq names its product zinc finger protein 182-like. Lineage: Eukaryota; Metazoa; Arthropoda; Arachnida; Ixodida; Ixodidae. The record is from RefSeq and is a predicted model, not a curated record. Gene Ontology annotation, biological process: regulation of transcription by RNA polymerase II. Gene Ontology annotation, cellular component: nucleus. The transcript has 5 exons. The coding region runs from base 1 to 672 and encodes 223 amino acids. Gene Ontology annotation, molecular function: RNA polymerase II cis-regulatory region sequence-specific DNA binding; DNA-binding transcription factor activity, RNA polymerase II-specific.
AUGGUUCCAGCCAUGGCCAGAGUCAAGACACGGACGUCUCAGCAGACCUCUAGGCCUGUCCGAGGAUCUCCAAGGAAAAUCUGCGAUAAUAGGAGUCAAGACUCCAUAUUGACAGCAGACAAAAGGUCCCCUGAUGAGCUUCGUGUCUCCUACACAAACGGCAAGAGGUCCUUCCAGUGCGGCGUGUGUGACAAAGUCUUCAGCCGCAGGACGCACCUGCGAACACACCUGUUUUCUCACGCUCGCGUCAAACGGUACGCCUGUGACGUGUGUGGCAAGAAGUUUGCGCACAACAAGAACCUGGUGAUCCACAGUCGCACGCACACGGGCGAGAGGCCCUUCGAGUGUUCGUCGUGCCCGGCCACGUUCACCAGCCGCGAGAAUCUGAGAAGACACAUGAUGACUCACACCGGCGAAAGAGCGCACGAGUGCGACGUCUGUGGAAAGAGAUUUGCCAUGAAAGCAAAGCUCGUGUACCACGCACUCACUCAUUCGGGGGAGAAGGCGUUCGCCUGCCGGAUAGUGCAGUUCUGCAUCCAGCCAUGGCCAGAGGCAAAAGACGGACGUCGCAACAGGCCUCCAGCCCUGUCCAAGGAUCUCAACGAACAAUCUGCGAGAAUCGGAGGCAAGAUGCCGCCGCAUCGACAGCAGACAAAGGGAAUCCAGCUGUGA